Priapulus caudatus is the source of this 651-nucleotide messenger RNA. RefSeq names its product homeobox-containing protein 1-like. The record is from RefSeq and is a predicted model, not a curated record. The transcript is spliced from 3 exons. NCBI's taxonomy places the organism in Eukaryota, Metazoa, Priapulida, Priapulimorpha, Priapulimorphida, Priapulidae. Gene Ontology annotation, molecular function: double-stranded telomeric DNA binding. Gene Ontology annotation, biological process: positive regulation of DNA-templated transcription. Bases 73 to 651 code for a protein of 192 amino acids. Gene Ontology annotation, cellular component: nucleus.
AGCAUCUUCUGCAUCCCUGCGCGGAGGAGGAGGGGGAUCGGCCGUGACGACGAGGUCGACGACGACGACGCGAUGGCAAUGCCGUCGGGGCGAAGCCCGCAGAUGCUCUACACGAUCGAGCAAGUCGAGCUGCUACGCAGGCUGCGAAACAGCGGCAUGUCCAAGGAGCAGAUCUGCCAGGCGUUCGACGCGAUGGACCGGCUGGACCGAGAGUUCCCGGCCGUCUACAGCAAUGCGCUGACUCUCACGCCCUGCGCGCAGCAGCAGCAGCAGCAGCAGCAGCAGCAGCAGCAGCAGCAGCAGCCUCCGCCGCCGCCCCCGCCCCAGCAGCAGUUCAGCAGCUGCAACGGAUACGCGAGCAUCAACAGCCCACGCAGCUUCGCUUCGAAUCUGAACGAUACGCGCAGCGAGGACAGCAAUGAUUACGUUGAUUCGAACAUGGCCAGCCCUGACGUCGUGCACGUGAACGGCGGCGCGGGCGGUGUAGGGGGCGCCGGUGGACAGAAUGGCGAGCGUGCGAUGCCGGUACAGUAUGAGGACAGCACCCUACAAGUCGAGGUCGAUGACUUUAUCAAGGAGGUGCAGUCUUGGCCUGUUGGCGCGCGUAAGCAAGGAAUACUCACUUACCUCUUCACAUUGUUGCUGUCCUGA